AUGGCGGACGUAGAAGCAACGAAGUCUCUGAGCGGACUGUUGAAUGGAAUAGCUCAAAAAGUAUAUUAUAACAACAGCGACAUCACAGAGGAGCUGCUGAAAAAUGAGUUAUACCCCGACCUGUCGCAGGAGGAGUUCAAAGCUUUAUAUGAGAAAAUGAAAGGAUUGCUAAAGUCUAUUGCCACAGCAGACAUGGACCAUGCCCAGCUGGAGGCCUUCCUCACAGCCCAGACUAAGAGGCAUGGCGGCGGUGGGGCGACUGCCGAACAGGCCGCCGCGCUCUCUCGCUUCUGGAAGAGCCAGCGAGCCCGGGUGAGGGAGAGCUUGCUGGCUCAGAGCCGCUGGGAGCCUGGCCUCAGGGGCCUCUCUUGGAGGGUGGACCUCCAGACUGCAGCUAGCCGGGGGGAUGCAGCCCAUAGUGGCCCAGUUGCCCUGGUGGAGCUGGAGCUGGGCAGAGCCGGACAGGACUCAGAGUUUGUGUGUCUGGAGUUUGACGAAGCCAGAGUGAACCAGGUGCUGAAGAAGAUGGCUGAUAUCCAGGAGAGCAUCGACAGCAUCGUUCACCACACCUGAAGCGUUGUUCCUCAGACGGCAGAGACACAGUGAUUCUGACUGAGAGACCACUGACCACCUCCAGCUGUCUCUUCCUGCAAACGGGUGUUUUGUGGGAGUUUUUCAGAUCUGUGUUUGCCAGACUGGAUCCAACAUGACGUUUGCACCUGCCUACAGACUCAGACUGGACAUACUGUAUAAAGCAUAUAAUCAGCACACACAUACAUGUUCACAUAUGAUUCUGAAGGGUCAGACUUGUUGGUGGACAAAAAGUAGUUGGUUUUUUAAAUAUUCUUAACCUGGAAUAAUUCAAAGUGCUGGACUGUUUUACGGUUACUGUUUACAUCACAGUGAUCUUGUGCAGCCCUCCUCUGAUAGGAUGAAGGUUCCUCUCUGACCUGAAACGUUUCUUUGCACUUAAGUAGUUUAAAGCAGCAGUCUGAAGCAGGGAUGUUUGGAUUAUGCAAUGAAGCAAGUGUAACGUGAACAUUAUGACGAGGAUGACCUUUAUUCUAAAGGUCUGCUCAGACUCAAUGUAAAGUGUUUGAGGGGAAUCGAUUGCAUGCAAAGUCAAUGCAAAGUGCAAAAAAUGCAAAAAAACAAACAAAAAAAACCCAACCCUGUUUCGCAGGUGGUGCAAAUUGAGUCGGUUUCAGUGUUUCAACUGAUCUUGUUUGGUGAGGGAAAAAAACAGUAAAACAUUCCAGCUUUAAAAUUCACAGAAAUUGUACAGAAACGAGCUUCUGAACGUCAUUUAAGACGAGGCAUUCUGGGGAAUGCAUUCUUGAUAUCGCCAUCUCUCCUUCUUCACAUUGUGAUUACAUGUUAGUGAGCCAGAUUUACUGUCCCUCUCUCUCCACGUCCCCCCUCCCCUCCCCCUCAUCAUGUCACAGCAUGAACGCAGCCUGCUCCUGAUUGGCUGGAAUCGUGUUACCUGGCUCGGCCCCACCCACAUUUACAAAGCCAGUCGUGUGAACAAAAAGUGGAAUUUUUUUUACAGCACACACGGAACAGACAGCUAACAGACCAAGAUAUGCUUACUUCACACCAGGCACACCUAUGCUGACACGAGCGUAUGACAGAAAUAUGAUGCCAUAAUAUGCAUAUGAGCAUAGUUGUUGUUUUCAUUGUUUCUUUGUUGAGUUUUGGAUUGGAGGAAAUCAAGGGGAAAACUGCGUAGAACAUCUUAUCACUUUAACUGCUAAACAACUCGUGUAAAAUCUGCUUGCCGUCUCUGUCGCUGUUUGCUGAUCCAGUGAGGCAGAAGCUUGUUUUAUCAGUGGGAACGUACUCACGCAGCUGUGAUAAGACCAAACUGCACUGAGCUCUUUUCCCUUUACAUUUAUGGACACGGUUCACACCUUGUUGAGCUGUGGCCUUCAUCGAGGUCAUCAUGAAACACACUACAAAGAACAGUGGGUACAAUGGGCACAGGUGGGGCAGGUAUAUGGCCUUAUGGUUACAGGUCAAUCAUCAUCCCAGACUGACAGAGAGGGAAGGGGAGUGUCCAGUAAGGAACAUAGGUGACACUAUUUGAUCCAUAAACUGGAGAAGAGCCGAUGGUUUUAAGUUCGUACAGAAGAGGCCUCAACAUAAAAUGUGCCUAUUUGAUGUGGAUCACUUUAAAAACACUUUCAUAAAAAAAAUAUAUAAGUGCUAUAUAUAGAAAGAGCAACAAGCUACAUCCUCAAAAUACAUUAAAAACAAUAUGAAUGAGAGACAACUACCAGAGAAACUCAUUCAUGCCUCCUGGAGAUAAACUACUCUUUUCCUGAGAAAUUUGACAUCACCUCCUCUGUGACUGGACUUGAUCACUGUUUUAUGCCUGUAUGGAACAGAUGAAAUGUGACCGUUUUUAUGCUGAAAUGCCUUGUAACUACUUACAUCACGUCUCUUAAUGGAGAUCCUUUGUGACUCGCCGAUAGCCCUGUCGCUCAUGUUUCGUCUUCAUUUAAAAGUUAGCAUAGAAUGUAGUAAAUGAUGUGUGGCUUAGAUUUGGAGCAUUUUGAGUAUUCAUCGUAUUAAUAGGGACAAAUCUUUUCAAUCCAGGGAGUUGAGUCACAGGUAAACUUUUCUUGAGAGGGAUGGGAUGAAUGAUUUCAGCAUGACGGAGUGUAUUCCACUUGGUAGGUUUAGUGUAGAGAUAGGAAGAGAGGACAUCAUCUUUAUUUGUUACAUCUCUAUCAAGAAAAUUCAUUUCUUCAAGGCUGUAGUUAAGUGGGAAUUUUAGGCCUGCAAAGUUACCAUUCAUACGAUUAAAUGUUUACAAUGAAAAAUAUGUGAUAUCUGAUUCAUAACGAGGAUGCUAAACAUUAUACCUGCUUCAAAUCAGCAUGUUAGCAUUGUGAGUAUGUUAACAUGUUGGCAUUAGCGUUGAGCUCAACAGCCUCACAGAACUGCUGCUUCUGUUCAUCCAUUAUUUCUUUUCUGUCUCGUGAUUGAAAUGAAGAAAUGUUCACCUGUGACGUCUCAUCGCAGGUGAUGUGUGGACACGAGCAGUUCAGCCUCUCAGAUUCUCUCUCACCUCAUCAAAUACAUUGUUUGUUAUAGCUUUAACCAUCUUGUGACCCCUCAAGUGCUUGAUUAAAGAGUAUUUGCACAAAAAAGUGUUUUCUAAAAAAGUUGGGAAGACUGUGUGAAACCUAAAGAGAAAAAAUGUGAUU
Chelmon rostratus (copperband butterflyfish) is the source of this 3215-nucleotide messenger RNA. RefSeq names its product copper metabolism (Murr1) domain containing 1 (gene commd1). The coding region runs from base 1 to 573 and encodes 190 amino acids. The record is from RefSeq and is a predicted model, not a curated record. NCBI's taxonomy places the organism in Eukaryota, Metazoa, Chordata, Actinopteri, Chaetodontiformes, Chaetodontidae. The transcript is spliced from 3 exons. Gene Ontology annotation, cellular component: endosome. Gene Ontology annotation, biological process: regulation of proteasomal ubiquitin-dependent protein catabolic process; copper ion homeostasis; negative regulation of sodium ion transmembrane transport.